CUCUGCCCGAAUCGACAGGAUCGCUCGUAUACCGAGCCACCAUGUUCUUCAUCAAAGAAUUGACCCACACAAUCUUACUCCAUCCGUCAUACUUUGGUCCUCGGAUGCUCCAGUUCCUCGAGUCAAAACUUUACUCAGACGUAGAGGGAACAUGUUCAGGCGCAUUCGGAUACAUCAUCGCAGUCGUCUCCAUCCUUGAUAUCGGAAAAGGCAUGGUAUUGAGCGGAAGUGGUCAAGCCGAAUUCAUCACUCGCUAUCGUGCAAUAGUCUUCAAGCCAUUCAAGGGAGAAGUGGUCGACGGGGUCGUGAACAACGUUAAUAAGAUGGGCUUCUUUGCUGACGUCGGGCCGUUAACAGUUUUUGUGUCGCACCAGCUGAUACAUCCAGACAUGAAAUUCGAUCCAACAUCGAAUCCACCAUCGUUUGCAUCAGAAGACCAGAUCAUCGAGAAAAACACUCGUGUACGACUAAAAAUAGUUGGAACUCGCGUUGACGCCACUGAAAUUUUCGCAAUCGGAACGAUCAAGGAAGAUCAUCUUGGUGUCAUAGACUAG
Molecule: messenger RNA, 554 nt
Organism: Suillus paluster
Lineage: Eukaryota; Fungi; Basidiomycota; Agaricomycetes; Boletales; Suillaceae
Product: RNA polymerase Rpb7
Exons: 6
Coding region: 42-554 (170 amino acids)
Biological process (GO): positive regulation of nuclear-transcribed mRNA poly(A) tail shortening; DNA-templated transcription; positive regulation of translational initiation
Cellular component (GO): P-body; RNA polymerase II, core complex
Molecular function (GO): single-stranded RNA binding; translation initiation factor binding; single-stranded DNA binding
Source: RefSeq, a predicted model, not a curated record